AAAAAAUACUCCUUUGACUGAUGUUUUCAGCAAGACUUUCACAAAUAGUAGAAUGGAGAAAAAUCAUAUAUGGCUAAGUUCUGUUUCAGAAAGUUUCAAGCUGAGAAAAUUGAAAUUUAUUGCUAAAAUUGAAUGCAUUUCCUAACCAGGUACUAAGAAGUAAAAAUAAAAGUCUAUUCCCACACAGUUUCCACGAUAGAGAUCUGAUUUCCUUACAAAACCUCUCUUAAACUCGUAGGUUCUACUACUGCAACAACUGCUACUGCAUCCACAACUACUACUGCAUCCACAACUACUACUACAACAAGGCAAACAACAACUUCUACGACAACAACAGAUCCUUGCUCACGUUUUACCAUAAAAACGAAUUGGAAUUAUCCAUAUAAUGAUAUAACUUCAUCAUCACCAUUGACAUUAACUGAUUGUUGUGCAGUGUGUUUAGCUACUAGUAACUGUAGAGUUUUUACUUACACUGUUUCACUCUCAAAAUGUUGGUUAAAAACAUCAUCGGGAUUUUUUGGAUCAUCUACCUUAGAUGCUAUUAGUGGUGUAAUGUGA
Rotaria sordida is the source of this 558-nucleotide messenger RNA. NCBI's taxonomy places the organism in Eukaryota, Metazoa, Rotifera, Eurotatoria, Philodinida, Philodinidae. The record is from the annotation of a GenBank genome assembly.